UUCUGAAAUGUUAAAUCUUAUCUCCAUUCAUAUUUCCUAGACGAGAGAGAGAGAGGAAGAAGAUAAAAGAAGAAGAAUGUCUAUAGUACUAGUGUUAGCUCCAAAUACUCACAUAUCGUACAUGGUGGAAUCGAACGACAAUUGGUUCAACCAGAAAGAGCAACAAUCGUUUGUUGGUAGUAAAAGAGGAUUACUAGGAUCUUCUACCAAUUAUAAUAACAAAACUUGGUCAGGAAACAGGAAAAACAAGAUUAGCAGCAGGAAAUUAUUAGAUUGGAAAACGCAUGCUUUUUGGCCGGAUUCCAAGCCUGUCGUGUUAGAAAUGGAGUCCAUUCUUGAUUCUGAGCAGCUCGACCAAGCAUUGCUCAUGGCAGACAAUCUCUCUCAACCCAUCAUCAUCGAUUGGAUGGCAUCUUGGUGUCGUAAAUGCAUAUACCUGAAGCCUAAAUUGGAAAAAUUGGCUGCAGAAUAUGAUACUAGGAUUAAAUUCUUUUGUGUUGAUGUCAACAAAGUACCUCAAACUCUAGUAAAACGUGGAAAUAUAUCUAAAAUGCCAACAAUCCAGCUGGUCAUCCAGCUUUGGAAAGAUGGGGAAAAUAAAGCCGAGGUUAUUGGUGGGCAUAAAGCUUGGCUUGUCGUGGAUGAAGUCCGGGAAAUGAUGGACCAAUAUCUAAAGUAGUUAGCAACCACUCUCAAAUCCAACUUCCUUUUGAAGAAGGCAAAGGCAAAAGCAAAAGCAAAAGCAAAAGACUAUUGUUUCUAUCAUGUAUAGUUUUGAUUUCCCAAUCCCAUGCUAUUUCAUUGCAUUAUC
Impatiens glandulifera is the source of this 811-nucleotide messenger RNA. RefSeq names its product thioredoxin-like 3-1, chloroplastic. The record is from RefSeq and is a predicted model, not a curated record. Gene Ontology annotation, cellular component: chloroplast stroma. Lineage: Eukaryota; Viridiplantae; Streptophyta; Magnoliopsida; Ericales; Balsaminaceae. The transcript has 4 exons. Bases 77 to 679 code for a protein of 200 amino acids.